UAAAAGUAGGAUGUCUCAUAAUUAUGUUUCAUUCUUUAAGAAUAUAUUGGUAUUUUUAAGUAACGUAUCUUCUAUUCAUGUAGACAAGAUAGUUUUUACGCAUGUAGAUAAGAUUUAAAAGCAGAUAUUAGUAGUGAUGAUAAUAAUUAAUAAUGAAGACAUUUAUUAGGUCAAUUUGCUGACGCUAUAAAGCCCGAGACCCUCUCAUUUGAUUCUAACACAAUUCAUACUUACAUCUUCCAAGUAAGUGAUUUCAUUUUUGAUCCUUUUUUUUUUUCGUCUUGAUUUCAUUAUAAUCAAUCUUUAACAAUUUUCUCGUAUCACAACACCACCAUACUAACAAGUAACAACAAUCAUUUUUUGUAUUUUAUUUGAUGAAAAGAGAAAUAGUUUGGUGAUUUAUCGUAAAGAUGUUUAAGAAAAUGGAUAAAAAAGCAACGCAGAGAAUUGAGAAGGAAUACAAAGCUAUGAUCUCGAAUGACUCUUUGUACAGUAUUGGUCGAGACUCGAACGAUAUAUACAAAUGGAAAACAAUGAUCCAUGGUCCACGUGGUACUCCCUAUGAAGGUGGCAUAUUUAACAUCGAUAUUAAGUUUCCUACAGAUUAUCCUUUUAAACCACCCAAGUUUACGUUCAGAACUCCGAUUUACCAUCCAAAUAUCAAUGAUGAAGGGUCAAUUUGCCUUGACAUUCUUAAAGACAAGUGGACUCCUACUCUUACGGUUGAAAAGGUGCUCUUGUCCAUAACGUUACUAUUGGAGGAUCCAAACCCAGAUGAUCCUCUUGUACCUGAUAUUGGACAACUCUUCAAGAAUAACCGAUUCCUAUUUGACCAGAGAGCCCGAGAAUUCACUGCACGACAUGCUAAUGAUUAAAACUUAAAUAGUUGUUUUCUAAUUUUCGAAGUUUGUCAUAUCUUACUUAUUAAUAAUUAUCAAUAGCUUCCUAUGCUAUGUUAUUGUCGAAUUCUUUUCUAUUAUAAAAAAAAAGUCAUAUUCUUAGUUUA
This is a messenger RNA of Arabidopsis lyrata subsp. lyrata, 1006 nucleotides long. RefSeq names its product probable ubiquitin-conjugating enzyme E2 31. Gene Ontology annotation, biological process: protein polyubiquitination. The coding region runs from base 411 to 875 and encodes 154 amino acids. The transcript has 4 exons. Gene Ontology annotation, molecular function: ubiquitin conjugating enzyme activity. Gene Ontology annotation, cellular component: nucleus. The record is from RefSeq and is a predicted model, not a curated record. Lineage: Eukaryota; Viridiplantae; Streptophyta; Magnoliopsida; Brassicales; Brassicaceae.